CUCACUACUGUCUCAGGUAUUCCAUUUCCGACUCACAAAACGAAGCUCAACAAUGGAGGACAAUGGCGCCCUCUCACCUUCAAUGCUCGUCCCUCUUCGAAUGCUAUCCUCCGCCCACCACGGCUGCGAUUCCUCCCUCCACCGCCAACUCGCCAUUGUGCCCCCUUUCACCACCACCACCACCGCCAUCACCACGUCACAGUUUCACCUUCCAGAAGGUUGGGAAGUGGAGAAGGUUCGCCGCCCCAACGGCGGCCAAAUCGACAAGUAUUACUAUGAGCCGGAGACUGGACAGAAGUUUCGAUCACUAAAAGCUGUUGAGAGGUACCUAACAGGAGAGGAAUACACACAGCCACGCAAGAGACUGAAAUUGCGUAAUCAUGUUAGGAGGUCUGGAUCACGAAAAAUGAUCGUUUCGCGGGGAAUGUUAUUGAGGCUGGAGGAGGAUGAAUCUAACCAACGGCAAUUAGCAGUUGUGGCCCCCACCAUUGCUGCAGCUACUUCGCCCUUCGUUCUCCCUGAUGGUUGGAUUGUGGAGGAGGUACCCCGUAAGUGCGGGGGUUACACCGACAAGUAUUAUUAUGAACCAGGGACUGGACGGCAAUUCCGAUCCCUGAUUUCUGUUGAGAGAUACCUAGCAGAAGUGGAAGAUAAUGCACCUUUGUCCCAGGUGUUUGAAUUGUGCCAGGACAAUGCACCUCUAUCCCAGGUGCUUAAAUUGUGCAGUCGUGUUAAGAAUUUUGGUUCACGGAAGAAAAUUUCCAGAGAUAAGGUGAAGAUUUCAACAUCAGAUUCUGACAAGCCACCGGCUAAAAUCAAUUGGGUUCUUGCUGAUCAUGGAGGGUGUACAUGGAAUCCUUUCACAGGGGAAUCAAUGGUUCCAGAACCUGUAAAACAACAAUGGGCCAAUAGAUUUACGCUAUCCAUCAAUGAUGGAAAUUGUGCUGCACCAGAUUUUGAAUGGUGAAGGUACAGUUCGGAGUAAUGUUGCCAUAGAAUAUACAUCCUGAUAUGAUCACGAACAUAGUCUCUUUGUGGGAAUCUCCAAUGUGUUGAUUAAAAUCUUAAAAGCUCAUUGGACGUCUUCGAUGCAAUCUUUUUUGCAGUGAAAAUGAUUUGCGGCAGAUAAACUCUCAGGGGAAAUGCUAGAUCAAGGAAACUCAGCUCAAUUUUGUGGGAGGCUAGAUCACGGCUGAUGUAAAUUGGGUUGUGUUUUUUGACUUUGUACAGUCUUUAGUCGUAGUUGUUAACUUUGGUUAUCCCCUAACCACUCUAUAAAUUUUGUUGAUCUGCCACCCUCACUGGCCUUGUAAAGAAAGACUAUGUCAAUUUUCGAGGUUCAGCUGAGAUAGAGUUUCUAGUAAAAUGUUAAUUUAGUUUUGCUUUGGUUU
This is a messenger RNA of Camellia sinensis, 1391 nucleotides long. Its product is annotated as methyl-CpG-binding domain-containing protein 7. Lineage: Eukaryota; Viridiplantae; Streptophyta; Magnoliopsida; Ericales; Theaceae. The record is from RefSeq and is a predicted model, not a curated record. Gene Ontology annotation, molecular function: DNA binding.